Messenger RNA from Pristis pectinata (smalltooth sawfish), 2253 nucleotides. It is a transcript of the gene oxnad1, whose product is annotated as oxidoreductase NAD-binding domain containing 1. Lineage: Eukaryota; Metazoa; Chordata; Chondrichthyes; Rhinopristiformes; Pristidae. The record is from RefSeq and is a predicted model, not a curated record. The transcript has 7 exons. Gene Ontology annotation, molecular function: oxidoreductase activity. Gene Ontology annotation, cellular component: mitochondrion. Bases 130 to 1074 code for a protein of 314 amino acids.
CGCACAUUGUGACGCGCUUCCCCGCCUCACGGCGGUUGCUCUCUCUCCGAUUUAAAGUGGCCGGGGGCCGAGUGCUGGCUGGGAGUAGCCGCCAGUCACCGGUGGCGACUGGCAACACGGGCAGCGUAGAUGGCGGCUGCACUUCGGCCCUUGUUUCGGGUGGCUAGUAUUGGACCGGCUGCCCGUUCCUCCUUCCUUCUCCAGCAGCAGUUGUUAUCCGGGGUCGGCAUUCAGUGUCACUGUAAGGUUAUGAGGAAUGUAUCAUCAAGAAGGAAAACAGAUCAUCUGGAAAGAACAAUCAACAACUUCCGUCAAGAGAUGAUUGCUGAAGCAAAAGUCUGUGGGAUAGUUUAUGAAUCUGAAACAGUUAAGAGACUACGCCUUGUCGUGAUGAACAAAGAUUUUGCCUUCAAAGCAGGACAGUGGGUAGACUUUUUUAUCCCUGGCAUAUCUAAAGUUGGUGGUUUUUCCAUCUGUUCAAGUCCUGGGCUAUUGGAGAGGGAGAGUGUGGUGGAGUUGGCAGUAAAAUACAGUAAACAUCCUCCUGCCCACUGGAUUCAUACACAGUGCAACAUUGGCUCAGAAGUAACUCUCCGUGUAGGAGGUGAUUUCUUCUUUGACCCUCGGCCUUCUGAUUCUCCAGUGGAUCUACUAUUGGUUGCAGGUGGCGUGGGCAUUAAUCCUUUGUAUUCUAUACUCUUGCACAUUGCUGAUCUCCAUAGACUCCAAGAAACAAAGCAUUGUAAUUACAAACCAGGAUCAGUACAGCUGUACUUCAGUGCUAAGAACACGGAAGAACUUCUUUUCAAGAGAAACAUCAUAAACCUAGCAAAGGAGUUUUCUGGAAAAAUUAGCUGUCAUUUUCAUGUGACACAGCAAAGUUCUGAAGAAAUACCUGAAGAACUCCUGCCUUACGUAACUGUUGGAAGAAUAUCUGAAGAUACUCUGGCACAUGUGUCAAAGGAUAACCUCUGCUAUAUUUGUGGUCCACCUCCAAUGAUAGAGUCUGUUUCUCAACAGCUGGAAAAGCUUGGUGUUCCUAAAGAGAAUAUAAUUUUCGAGAAGUGGUGGUAGUGAGAAUAUAAAAAGGCAAUUGAUUUCAUUCUGGUAAUCUGGCAGCAUAUUAUUACUUUGGUAUUGCAUAUUAUUCUCAGGUGGCCUGUGCUUGGGUUUUAUUCCCAGCUAAAAUUGCUGCUGAAUGCAGAAAUACUAGUUUGAGAUGGAUAUCAUUGGUUGUGAUGUUAUUCCAGUGGUGAAUGUAGCCAAAUGAUAUGUCAUGUCAUGAAUUGCCAUUAUAUUGUUUCUAUGAAAAUCCUGAAAUCCUAUAAAACUCAGUAAAAGUUUACAGUUUUCAUACUUUUCAGAACUGUGGAAAAGUAAUAAUUGUUGUUAUUUCUACAUUGCUUUGAUGAACUAUUGGAAAUUAAGCUGCCACCCCUAUCUUCAUAUCAUUGCAAAUUAUUUUCCUUUUCUGGACCAGCAUCUAAUACAGCAAUCAAGGAGCUAGAUCUCAGUCUAAUCCCCAGAUGCAGUAAAGCCAUAAAAGUGCAAGAUGGCUUCCAGGGCAUUAUAUGAUGUCAUCAUGUCAUGAAUAGUUCCAGGAAAUCUUGGUAUGGAAUGUUUGUAAUAUUGAAGGACAUGUGCUUAAAAUUAUUGGAAAUUUUACAACACAAGGAGAGCCUAUGCCUGAACCCUGUUCAAAAAGAGCUACCAAGACUAUUUCCACCUUUCAAUAAAAUAAUAGAUAUUUUCAACUUUGGUCAUGGAACCAAUAUUUUCAUAACUUUCCUUAAUGAGUUCUACAUGAGCAGUUCAGCUAUGCUGAUUGUAUAUGGUUUUAUUCUGAGUGAAUUAGAUAUAUAAAUUAUUACUGGCUUUUAAUGAAAGUAGUAACAGCUAUAUGUCUCAUCAAAUUGCACCCAACAUAGUCAGUAGCUAUGCCUGUGAUUCAUAUUUUUUGAAACUUCCUUGGAAUAUGGUCAUGUACAAAUAUCUUGUAUAUGUAUUUGGAUAGACUAAUGUGGUCUAUACCUUCACAAUUAUUGGACAAGAAACAGUACAAAUUUAACAGUAAUUUAUCAUGAACUACACAUCCAUUAUAUUUGUCAUGGAAUGUUAUUUCCCUUGCAAUUGGUUUGUAGAAUAAAAUAUUGACAUUUUCUGUGAUCUUAUAGAACUGAUGUCAAAAGGGGUAUCUUUUUGGCAAAAAGGAAAUCACACCUUGUGUCUGCUGCAAUAAAUUAUUUAGACUGA